Molecule: messenger RNA, 3326 nt
Organism: Cimex lectularius (bed bug)
Lineage: Eukaryota; Metazoa; Arthropoda; Insecta; Hemiptera; Cimicidae
Gene: Zdhhc8
Product: palmitoyltransferase ZDHHC5
Exons: 9
Coding region: 423-2198 (591 amino acids)
Biological process (GO): protein palmitoylation
Molecular function (GO): palmitoyltransferase activity
Source: RefSeq, a predicted model, not a curated record
UUGGUGAAGGGACGGAAAAAUGUUCAUGUCUCGUCCCCGGCGGAUGGAGACGGAGCGGAGGUUAUUCAUGCGUUCUCUGUGUAGAACAGAUGGCAGUGAGUCGUCGGUAUCAAGUGUAUCUCUCCGUCUCAUAUUGAGUCUCAGUGAGCAGCGCGAUCCCAAGUCUCGAGUUUCUCGUUCGGAUGCCUGGUCUCUCGUCGAUCGGAUGUCAGGGAUUGGGGCGGAGCGGGCGGCGAUGCUGGUAGUCGGCGAGGCGGACCCCGGACACCGCGGGCGCGAGACGUGAUUUUAAUCCCGUGUCGUCCUUCUCGAAAGGAGGCGCGGCCAUGUUCGACUUCGACUCUGCGGGAAGAGCACAACUCCUUUGAGAGGGCACCGCCACCCUUCUGUCACCGACAUCCAACGAUCAAACCGUCACCAGAAUGCCAUGCAAUUUGAAGACGAGAUACAUUCCGGCGACUUUUGCGUGGGCCAUCCUACUCGUCACGACUUCGCUAUUUUUCUACUUCCCGUGCCAGUUCUUUAUACACAAAUACCCAUGGGUACCGGCAAUGCAAGGUGCGAUUACAUUCUUUGUGCUAGCAAAUUUUACUUUAGCAACUUUCAUGGACCCCGGUGUCAUUCCGAAAGCCUCACCAGACGAAGAUAGGGAAGAUGAUUUACGCUCCCCUCUUUACAAAAGCAUUGACAUUAACGGUAUAAGCGUAAGGAUGAAAUGGUGCGUCACGUGUAAAUUUUAUCGGCCGCCGAGGUGUUCGCACUGCAGUGUGUGCAACCAUUGUAUAGAGACGUUUGACCACCACUGCCCUUGGGUCAACAACUGCAUCGGAAGGAGGAAUUACCGAUAUUUCUUUUUCUUCUUAGUCACUCUCAGCAUUCACAUGACAUCAAUUUUUACAUGUUGUUUAAUUUAUAUUUUGAUUCAUAAGGAUAAACUUAAUGAAUUAACAUCAAUCAUAUCGUUGGGCAUAGUGUCAUUAAUAGUUGUAUUAUUUAUUCCAAUAUUUGGCCUCACGGGAUUCCAUAUAGUAUUGGUUGCAAGAGGCCGAACUACAAACGAACAAGUAACUGGGAAGUUCAAAGGUGGCUAUAAUCCGUUUUCAUACGGUUGUUGGACGAAUUGCUUUUACGUAUUGUGCGGCCCUCAGUUUCCCAGUCUAUUGAAACCGAACAAAUACACUGGGAAGAAAAAAGAGAGUCCGUCGAUAUCGACGAUAACGCAUGACAGCCAACAGGUGAAAACAUACAUGGAUACCAGCAAUGGUGUCCGAAGCAAUAAUCCCAAUGCUUACAAUAAGCUAUCGCCGGGGCGUGACGUCUGUGACGAAAUGAUGGAACCGACAGCUUCGCAGUCGCAAGAUUGCGAGCCGACUCCUCCUCUUCACAGGCAUGGGUCCAAGACAAACUUCUACCUUCCACCAGUUGAUGCAGAUUCUCCGCGCAACUAUCCACCAAGACCACGAACAAGAAUGGAUAUGGCAGGCUCUCGGAGCCAUACCCCAGAUCUUGAAAGAGGCUUAGGAGUGGCCCCUUCACCGACGAUGCAUCAGCGUAUAAAAGCUAUUGGAGUGCCAACGCCUUUGGCGAUAUCUAGUCCCCUUAGGAGGUCCAAUCCAGGUACGCCGACUCAGCCCAGAAGGCCCGAUUUUAUAGGAGUUUCGGGAAAUGGUAAUGGAGUUGGUGGGACAUAUUACGAGUUUAGAGGGGGUGGAGGUGAGGCGAGUCCACAGAGACGUUUUCUUUCAGAGGGAGAACUGCUACGAGGAGAGUCCCAGCAUUAUGCAAGGACUAACAAUACCGUCGAUAACAUAAGAGAGUUAGCUGGCUCACCACAAAGGGGUGUUUACACUUGGAAGGACACGUCUCCGAACACCUACACAACACAGAGGAUACCAAGUUAUGACCAUCAUUAUAGGUCUAAUCCGACGAGCCCGACUCAACGCGGCUACUACCAAGGAGCACCGCCAAGAGGUGGCGUGGCCGUCUACCCGCCUCAACAAUCGCCACAGGUCAAAAGAAAAAACAUGACGACGCCUGUCACUCCCCAGGACACUAGGAGGCGGCCCAUGUCAUUCGUCAGGGCGCUGGAAAUGUCUGAUUCUAUGGAAAUGCAAGCAACCCAGGACCAGAGAAGGGGCACCACUCCGACUCCGGACCGAGCGAGCGUGUAUGACAUGAACUAUGAAAUAUCUGUAUAGCAUGUUUUUAGAUUGGUGUCACUUUCCAGAGCUUGAAACUCUCAUGUCGAGUGCAAUUACACCGUGUUCUUGUUAUGUGUUGAGUGUAUUGUCUUGAAAACUGCAAAACUGAUUGAAUCAUAAACAUUUUCGCGAACCUUAUUAACUAAAUGAUUUUUUUAAACAAAAGUCUUUCUUUGUACUGACUUCUGCCACAGUACAACAAAACUUAGUGACAGACAUCACUUUAACAAUGAAUUAUUGUAUAAAUAUUUUAUGUACAUAAUUUUUUUUUUUUUUUUGUUAUAACGACUCAAUUUGUUAUAUGUUUAGAAUAUUAAUUGUUUCAAUUUUUAUUUAUUCGAAGGACUUAUUCCAAUUGCCGUGCAAUAAAUUACAUGUCUUUAGGAAAAAAUAUUGAUCAUGAAUUAUUGUUGUGCAGGUAUUUUCCCCAUUAAAAAGCUAUUAAUUAAGAUGUACUACUGGUAAUUUUAUAUAACUUGCUCACUCGGUAAGUACCUAUGUCUAUCAAAUUUGUGUGAAUGUUUAGAAUCCAGAUCUCUUUUUUUUUAACCCAAAAAAAAAAAAAAAAUGAGGGUUCAUUGGUUAGCCGGAAGGGUUCUUUAAUUGUUCCGGUCAUCCUUUUUAUUAGAAACAUUUCUAUACGAUUCCCAGAACAAAUUUUUAAAAAGAAGUAAAUUAUUUUUUAUAUAUCAUUUUUAUUUAAUUUAAACUGUCCUUUUUCCCUGUACUUAACAAUACUAAUUGAUUUUAUACAUUGUGCCAAUGUAAUAGCAGGGAGGUGUCAUUUUGGUGUACAUCUUAAUUGCACUGGGAUUUGUAUAUCAACAUCCCAUUUUUGGUUUCGGUUUUUUAUUAUUAAAUUUUUUAUAGCAUUCGCCUAGUCAAAUAAUUUUUAUUAUUAUUGUUAUUGAUUAACAGUAUAAUGUUAAUUUCACCCUCAUUUGUGGAAAUAAGAAUUUAUAUGAAAUAUCCAUAUUGUAUUACAUUUUUUCUCUUUCUCUCAGGAAAUUCUAUUACAUUGGUAUUAUUGCCACCGUCAAUGAGAGUUGUUAUUAAUUAUUAUACUCAAAACUAUAUGUACAGGUACAAAUUGUAAAGUCUAAAAUUAUAUAUUUAAAAAAAGAA